GGCUCAACUAAUGUUUAGUGAUGUCUGUCUAGCAUCGUUCUCUCACCACUCUCUUUACAAACGUAUGAGAAUCUAAACUAUUAAGUGAUUUAACUUGUUCUCGCUGUUUUAUUUAAAUACGAAAUACAAAAAAAUAAACAACGCUCCUCGUUGUUGCAAAAAAUAAAGCCACACGGUGCCGCUGUGUACUUCUACGAGUAGUUUUACUUCGUCGUUUUAUUGGCUCUUCGUUAGUCAUUGUCUACUUCCUGUUUCCGGUAAUGGAGUUUCUGCCGCAGCAGUACAUUUCAACGCAGCUGCGCUAAGAGAACGACGUACAGCUUUGGACCCGAAGAGUAAACGAAAUAAAGUUAGAAAGUGAAGGAUGCCUGUGGCUGUUGGUCCAUACGGCCAGACACAGCCCAGAUGUUUUGACCGGGUCAAGAUGGGCUUCAUGAUGGGCUUUGCUGUUGGAAUGGCUGCUGGAGCCAUGUUUGGAACAUUCUCCUGUCUCCGGAUCGGAAUGCGAGGCAGGGAACUAAUGGGAGGAGUGGGAAAGACCAUGAUGCAGAGCGGUGGAACGUUUGGAACUUUCAUGGCAAUUGGAAUGGGCAUUCGCUGCUGAGAAGUUGUCAGCUUCUCCACGACUAUUGGACUUUUUUUUUUAUACCAAAAAAACAACAACAACAACAGCAGUUCCAGGCUCGGUCUAUGUUAUGCUAACAAAUUUCCACUUUGUCUGUCAAUAAAAUUCUGAUUUCUCAAUGGA
This is a messenger RNA of Cynoglossus semilaevis (tongue sole), 748 nucleotides long. It is a transcript of the gene romo1, whose product is annotated as reactive oxygen species modulator 1. Gene Ontology annotation, cellular component: TIM23 mitochondrial import inner membrane translocase complex. The transcript is spliced from 3 exons. The coding region runs from base 365 to 604 and encodes 79 amino acids. Gene Ontology annotation, biological process: protein import into mitochondrial matrix; protein insertion into mitochondrial inner membrane. The record is from RefSeq and is a predicted model, not a curated record. NCBI's taxonomy places the organism in Eukaryota, Metazoa, Chordata, Actinopteri, Pleuronectiformes, Cynoglossidae.